Molecule: messenger RNA, 1215 nt
Organism: Cavenderia fasciculata
Lineage: Eukaryota; Evosea; Eumycetozoa; Acytosteliales; Cavenderiaceae
Product: RNA-binding region RNP-1 domain-containing protein
Exons: 6
Coding region: 1-1215 (404 amino acids)
Biological process (GO): regulation of RNA splicing; mRNA processing
Cellular component (GO): nucleus
Molecular function (GO): mRNA binding
Source: RefSeq, a predicted model, not a curated record
AUGGAUUCUCUUCAAUCAUCAUCGAACAUCAUCGCCACCAAUCCUAUAACAUUCCAAAAUCAAAAAAUAUAUUUCUCAUAUUCCAAGAGUCAACACUUGCAUAGUUCAAAAAAGGGAUCAGGAGCUCAGACACCAACAUCCCCAUCGAAUAUCCUUUUAUGUUCAAUUCUUACACCAAUCUUUCCCAUUUCAACAUCCACUCUUUAUACCAUCAUGUCACCAUAUGGACGUGUUUUGCGUAUUGUCAUUUUCCAAAAGAAAGGUUUACAAGCUUUUGUAGAAUUUGAAUCACCAUAUUCUGCAUGGGUAGCAAAGGAAGCAUUAAAUGGACAAGAUAUUUAUACUGGAAGUUGUACCUUGCAAAUAGAUUAUGCUAGAGUUGCAACCUUGAAUGUAAAGCAAAAUGAUGAUAAAACCUAUGACUAUACAUCAGAGCAUCCAGGAUUUUCACUGCCAAGUUACAGUCCAUUCCCCCAACCAGGUGCUCCAGGCGUUCAUCCAGCACAACUGGAUCCAACCUAUGCCAAGCCAGCUGGCCCAUACAUGAUGAUGGGUCAACAGGCAGCCACCACAAUGGGUAUCCCUCCCUAUGGAAUGUAUUCUGCCGCUCCAGGUGCCAUGGGCAUUGAGCCACCUUCACAAACAGUAAUUAUGGUUCAUAGACUUGCAGACAGUGUCACAUCGGACCAAUUGUUCAACCUCUUUUGUCUCUAUGGUAACGUCAUCAAAAUUAAAAUGCUUCAAGGUGCCAAAUCAGGAGCCAUGGUUCAAAUGGGCGAUGGAAUUCAAGCCGAUACUGCCAUUCAUUGUUUAAAUGGUGCUAGUAUUUUUGGUCAAAGACUUUCUGUUUUCCAUUCAAAGCAUCCUGCUAUUUCAGAAUCUGAUAAAACUAAAGAUUUUACUGAUUCACCAUUAAACAGAUUUACAAAAGGAGGACUUGGAUCUUAUAAAAAUAUUUAUAAACCAUCAGCUACACUUUACUUUAUAAAUGUUCCAACCUCUUUUACAGAAAAAGAUUUAACUCAUUUGUUUAUUAAUACUGGUACACAUGCACCAAAUACCAUUAAAUUCUUCCCACCAUCUGGACCAAAAUUAAUGGGUUUGAUAGAGUUUUCAGAUGUAAAAUGGGCAACUGAAGCAUUGAUGAUUCUUUACCAUAUCACCAAACAACAACAACAACAACAACAACAACAACAACAAUCACCCGGUGUAUAA